ACUGCAAACAGAACCGGGCCCUCCGCAGCGCGCGCGGUGCAGGGGCGAGGCCUCAGCCCGGGGCGGCCUCCCCGCCCAGUCCCGGCCCCGAGGCCGGCGCGGGCGAGGACCCGGCUUCCCGUCCCGGCCGCGGCCCGCCCCGUUGCCGGGCGGGGCCCGAUCCGCCCGCCGCGCCGGGAGCCGCAGCCCCGCGCCACGCGGUCCCCACGGGCCGGGCCGGGCGGCCGGGGCGCGAUGGCGACGUGGCGGCGGGACGGCCGGCUGACGGGCGGCCAGCGGCUGCUGUGCGCCGGCGUGGCGGGGGCGCUCAGCCUGAGCCUCACUGCGCCGCUCGAGCUCGCCACCGUGCUGGCCCAGGUCGGCGCCCGGCGGGGCCGGGCCCGGGGGCCGUGGGCCGAGGGGCUCCGGGUGUGGCGCGCCGAGGGGCCCCGGGCCCUGUGGAAGGGGAACGCGGUGGCGUGCCUGCGCCUCUUCCCCUGCAGCGCCGUGCAGCUCGCCGCCUACCGCAAGUUUGUCAUGCUGUUCACGGAUGACCUGGGCCAUAUUUCCCAGUGGAGAUCUAUCAUGGCGGGGAGUCUCGCAGGCAUGGUUUCCACUGUUGUGACCUACCCUACAGACCUCAUCAAAACCCGGCUGACUGUGCAGAACCUGCUGGAACCAUCUUACCGAGGGAUCUUCCAUGCUUUUUCUACUGUCUAUCAACAAGAAGGGUUCCUAGCCCUUUACCGAGGGGUUUCCCUUACUGUUCUAGGUGCUCUCCCGUUCUCUGCCGGCUCCCUUCUCGUUUACAUGAACCUGGAGAGAAUCUGGAAUGGACCCCGAGAUCGGUUCUCUCUCCUCCAGAACUUUGCCAAUGUCUGCCUGGCCGCUGCAGUAACCCAGACCCUCUCCUUUCCUUUCGACACAGUGAAGAGAAAUAUGCAGGCUCAGAGCCCGUGCCUUCCGCACCGUGGAGGAGUGGACGUCCAUUUCUCAGGAGCGGUGGACUGCUUCCGGCAGAUAGUCAAGGCCCGAGGGGUCCUGGCGCUCUGGAACGGACUGACACCCAACUUGCUAAAGAUAGUUCCGUAUUUUGGAGUUAUGUUUGGCACCUUUGAGUUCUGCAAGAGAAUCUGUCUCUACCAAAACGGUUACACUGUGUCUCCUCUGAGCUAUCAGCUGACCCCAGGGGUGGAUCAGAGUUUGAAGCCCCAGGAAUUACGGGAAUUUAAAAAGUUCUUCAAAACCAGACAGCUGAAGUCUAAGAAACCAACUCUUUAAAACCGAAUGGAGCAAGAAGGGCACUGACUGAAGGCGUGUUACAAUCACAGAAAAGAGGUAGCCUCGGAAUUGCGUGUGUGUGGAGCGACAAGCGGGUCCUCCUGUCUGCUGCUCUCGGAAAUGAGAAGGUUCAGCCGCGUAUCACCUCCGAGAUCCGAUCUGAUGUCCUGGUGAACACCUGUGCCAGGGGAAGUUUCCCAACGUGACUGUUUUGUGGCAGCAUUCCACCCGAUUUCAUAACAAAACGUGGCUGUAGCGAAAUGUGCAAUGUACACGUGCAACUUACACGACACCAAAGAAAUGGCACCGCCGCGACCUCAAAGCGACGUGUAGUUGGAGUGGCUGAGCAGAUACAUACCACACCGUGAGCUUAGCCGCAGGGUCACAGCUUGCACUAAGCCACACUGGCCUAGCUUUGCUCCAUUUGACCCGAGACUUCCCAACAUAGCUGCUCUGAAACUCCUAAUCCUUGCUGACUCCGGAGUGCACACGCUAUAGCGCAAAUGACACCUUCUCAGAAACUAAAUUAAAACGUUUAACAUUUAAAAAUUAUCACUGCCGUAGUAGAAGCAUCCUUCUCUAUUUAAAUUUGAAGUAUCUCGGGGCGCCCGGGUGGCUCAAUCGCUUGAGCAUCCGACUUCGGCCCAGGUCAUGAUCUUGCAGUUCACGAGUUCAAGCCCCACGCCGGGCUCUGUGCUGCCAGCUCAGAGCCCGGAGCCUGCUUCGGAUUCUGUGUCUCCCUCUCUCUCUGCCCCUUCCCUGCUCGCGCUCUCUCUCUGUCUCUCUCAAAAAUAAAUAAACAUCAAAAAAAAUUUUUUAUGGGCGCCUGGGUGGCUCCAUUGGUUAAGCGUCCGACUUCGGCUCAGGUCAUGAUCUCACGGUUUGUGAGUUUGAGCCCCGCGUGGGGCUCUGUGCUGAUGGCUCGGAGCCCGGCGCCUGCUUCGGAUUCUGUGUCUCCUCCUCUCUCUGCCCCUCCCAUGCUCAUGCUUAUGCUCUGUCUCUCAAUAAUAAAUAAAUCUUAAAAAAAAAAAAAACACUAAAAAAAAUUUUUUUUUAAUUUAAAGUAUCUCAAGCUGAGGAAUUUCAGGAAUCUUGUUUCAAGAAGGCAGUUUUUACUGUGACCGCUUAAUUAUACCCCAAAAAAGCUUCUUCCAGUUGAAGUCAUGUGCAGGUGAAGGGGCCUGAAUUCUCCACCUUUUUAACUUGCUUUAACUUGCAAGCUUACCCUGGAAAUAAAUUAGUCACGUUAUUCUCACAAGAUGUCCCCGUUGCCUAAAAAGGAUCAAAUAGAACAUUUGACACACAUAUCAGAAAUACAUAUAUAACUGAACAGAAACGCUUCAGGCUAAUCAUCUCUACUAGAUUUUUUAAAAAUCACAUUUCAGAUUAUUCCACCUUAAGGACUCCAUGUCAAGUUUCUAUAGCUGUACUUUCCAGUAGUGCCUAUGUAUGCAUUAAAAAACAGUAAAAUUGUUAAUUUACACAUGCAUAAACACACACACACACACACGCAGGCUUUUGGUAUGUUGAAAGUAUUUGGGGGGGGCGCCUGGAUGGCUCCAUUGGUUAAGCGUCCGACUUCGGCCCAGGUCAUGAUCUCGCGGUCCGUGAGUUCGAGCCCCGCGUCGGGCUCCGUGCCAACAGCUCGGAGCCUGUUUCGGAUUCUGUGUCUCCCUCUCUCUCUGACCCUCCCCCGCUCAUGCUCUGUCUCUCUCUGUCUCAAAAAUAAACAUUAAAAAAAAUUUAAAUAAAAAGUAUUUUACCCUGUUA
Molecule: messenger RNA, 3030 nt
Organism: Acinonyx jubatus (cheetah)
Lineage: Eukaryota; Metazoa; Chordata; Mammalia; Carnivora; Felidae
Gene: SLC25A43
Product: solute carrier family 25 member 43
Exons: 5
Coding region: 235-1260 (341 amino acids)
Biological process (GO): transmembrane transport
Source: RefSeq, a predicted model, not a curated record